Molecule: messenger RNA, 1026 nt
Organism: Aspergillus aculeatinus CBS 121060
Lineage: Eukaryota; Fungi; Ascomycota; Eurotiomycetes; Eurotiales; Aspergillaceae
Product: SGNH/GDSL hydrolase family protein
Exons: 3
Coding region: 1-1026 (341 amino acids)
Molecular function (GO): hydrolase activity, acting on ester bonds
Source: RefSeq, a predicted model, not a curated record
AUGAAGUCUGCGCUUGGAGUGCUCGUUCUGGCCCUGACCACUAGCCGUGCAGUCUGCGCACCGGCGCGGCGAUCACAGGCCCUGUUGAAGAAGUUCUCUUCGCUGGUGAUCUUCGGUGACAGCUACACCGAUGACGGCGUCUAUUCGUACACCCCACCAGUGGCAGCGCAGUCAACCGACGAAUGGGACGGAGGCCGCGCAUGGCCGAGUUACGUCCAGCAGUACACGGGGGUCAACCUCUACGACUACGCCGUGGCAGGCGCGGUCUGCGACUCCGUGGAGGCCGACACCUCGCGCAACGGGGUGAAACAGGACCAGCUCCCCAAGUUCCUCGCCGACAAUGAGUAUGUCAACAAGACCACCGGCCAGACCGCCCUCAUCAACCGGCCCGCCGAGACCGUCUACGCGAUCUGGAUUGGCACCAACGACCUGGGGCCCGGCAGCUUUCUCACCGAGGAGCAGCCCGCCGGCAUGGCGCUGACCUACUUCACCGACUGCGUGUACACGCAACUCGACCGGCUGCACGCCGCCGGCGCCCGCAACUUCGUCCUGAUGAACCUCGUCGCCCUCGAGCUGGCCCCGGAAUACGCCACCCCGCAGAACGGGGGCCUCCCCACGGGGGAGUACUGGACGGACAAGUCCACGUACGACCCCAACAUCACGCAGUCGAGCGAGAAGAUGCGCCAGUACUCGACGCUGGUGAACGCGGUGUUCAACUAUCAGACGCCGUACGAGGUGCAGAUCGCCCAGCGGUAUCCGCAGAGUAGCUUUGCGCUCUACGACACGCAUGCUUUGACGACGGAUAUCUGGGAGAACCCGUCCCAGUACCUGAACGGCACUGCGCCGCUCAACGUCACCAGCUCGAUCUAUCGGUGUGGCUCCGCCUGCAGCUCAGGUGCGGUCCGGGACAGCUAUAUGUGGUGGAACGACCUCCAUCCGUCCGAGCAGACGGAUCGCAUCAUUGCGCGGGAGUUUGUGAAUGUGGUCAAGGGACAGAGCAAGUGGGCCAAGUAUUGGAGAAGCUAA